Columba livia (rock pigeon) is the source of this 6874-nucleotide messenger RNA. RefSeq names its product Sp4 transcription factor (gene SP4). The coding region runs from base 588 to 2933 and encodes 781 amino acids. The transcript is spliced from 6 exons. Lineage: Eukaryota; Metazoa; Chordata; Aves; Columbiformes; Columbidae. The record is from RefSeq and is a predicted model, not a curated record.
UCAAGAGCGGCACGAGCGCGGGAGCCGGGCCCGUCCGCCCGCGCCGUGGGCAGCCGCCGCCCCCGCCCCCACCCGGCGCGCGGCCAGAAGAGGAGGAGAAGGAGGAAGACGAGGGCCCGGGCCUGCCCCGCUGCCUGCCGGGGCCGGGCUCCCGGGGCCGGGCUCCCGGGGCGCCGCGUCCCGCCCCCGCCCCGCCUCCUCUGCCUCCGGCGUGGGGAGCGCGGCUGAGGCGGAGAGGGGCGGCCGAGAGGCUGGUGGCUGGGCUCGGUUUUCUGCUCAGUGGGCGUCAGUUGGGCCCCGGCGGGCCCCGCCCCCGCUGCCGCUCGCCCUCCCUCCCCUUCGCCGCCCGGCCGGCCCGCAGCUGUCACUCAAGGCGGCGGGGCUGAGGCCGGCGGCGGCGGCGGGCGGAGAGAGAGGCAGCUACGCCACAGCCCAGCGGCGGCCAUUCGUGGAAAAAUAGGCCGUCCCGCUCCUCCCAGCUCCGGCUGCGACCGGCCUUCUCCCCGCUACCCCCACCCCACCCUCCGCCUCCUCCUCCUCCUUCUCCUCCCCCCUAAAGCGGCGCCUCAGCGGGGCAUUAAUGCGGGAUGAGCGAUCAAAAGAAGGAGGAAACUAUGCCCACAGAGGGAGAGAAAUCUCCCGAGGCAGAGAAUAACAACAAUAAUAAUAAAAAAGGGAAAACUGGAGGCUCACAGGAUUCUCAGCCUUCACCUCUUGCUUUGCUAGCAGCCACUUGCAGCAAAAUAGGAACUCCGGGUGAGAAUCAAGGAACUGGACAGCAGCAGAUUAUUAUAGAUCCAAAUCAAGGUUUGGUGCAGCUUCAGAAUCAGCCACAGCAGUUAGAACUGGUAACAACUCAGCUUGCUGGAAAUGCUUGGCAGCUUGUGGCUGCUGCUCCUUCUGCUUCAAAAGAAAAUAGUGUUGCUCAACAAGGAUCUUCCAUUGCCUCAAGUGCAGCAAGUCCCUCCAGCAGUAACAAUGGAAGUACAUCUCCUUCAAAAACCAAAUCAGGCAAUUCUUCUGCAACUAGCCCUGGACAAUUCCAGGUAAUUCAAGUACAAAAUCCAAGCGGUAGCGUCCAGUACCAAGUCAUCCCACAGAUUCAGACAACAGAAGGUCAACAGCUUCAGAUCAAUCCAUCUAAUACUACUGGUCUACAAGACAUACAGGGUCAAAUUCAGCUUAUUCCUGCAGGGAAUAAUCAAGCUAUCCUCACGACUGCGAAUAGGACAGCUUCAGGGAAUGUUAUUGCUCAAAACCUAGCAAAUCAGACAGUUCCAGUCCAAAUUAGGCCUGGUGUUUCCAUACCGCUGCAACUGCAAACUAUUCCUGGUACUCAGGCGCAAGUUGUAACAACGUUACCUAUAAACAUUGGUGGGGUAACCCUGGCACUGCCUGUGAUAAACAAUGUGGCAGCUGGAGGAGGUUCGGGUCAAGUUGGCCAGUCUACUGAAAGUGGAGUUUCCAAUGGAAAUCAGCUGGCGUCUACGCCUGUCACUUCUGCCUCUGGUAGUACAAUGCCAGAGUCUCCUUCCUCAUCUUCCACCUCCACAACCACUGCCUCAACGUCUCUAACUAGCAGUGACACGCUAGUAAGCUCUGCAGAAACAGGCCAGUACACAAGCACAGCAGGCAGCAGUUCGGAGCAGACAAAUGAAGAACCUCAGUCAACUGCUACAGCAGACUCUGAAGCCCAGAGCUCCAGUCAACUUCAGUCCAAUGGACUUCAGAAUGUCCAGGAUCAGUCAGGUUCCCUUCAGCAGGUCCAAAUCGUAGGUCAGCCUAUUCUGCAGCAGAUACAGAUCCAGCAGCCUCAACAGCAGAUCAUUCAGGCCAUUCCCCCGCAGUCAUUUCAGCUCCAGUCGGGGCAGACUAUACAGACCAUCCAGCAGCAGCCUUUGCAGAAUGUUCAGCUGCAGGCAGUGAGUCCAACUCAGGUGCUCAUCAGGGCUCCAACUUUAACACCUUCAGGGCAGAUCAGCUGGCAAACUGUACAGGUUCAGAAUCUGCAAAGUCUUUCAAAUCUUCAAGUUCAAAAUGCUGGGUUACCCCAACAACUAACCAUUACCCCAGUGUCUUCAAGUGGUGGCACAACCAUUGCCCAGAUUGCACCAGUGGCUGUUGCUGGUACCCCCAUCACUCUGAACGCUGCCCAGCUUGCUUCAGUACCUAAUCUUCAAACAGUAAGUGUUGCCAACCUGGGUGCUGCAGGUGUUCAAGUUCAAGGAGUUCCUGUUACCAUUACCAGUGUUGCAGGUCAACAACAAGGACAGGAUGGAGUAAAAGUACAGCAAGCCACAAUAGCUCCUGUUACUGUAGCAGUAGGUGGCAUUGCUAAUGCAGCAAUUGGUGCUGUUAGUCCUGAUCAGAUCACACAAGUGCAGCUGCAGCAAGCUCAACAAGCUUCGGACCAGGAAGUGCAACCUGGCAAGAGAUUGAGAAGAGUUGCCUGCUCAUGUCCUAAUUGCAGAGAGGGAGAAGGAAGAGGCAGCAAUGAGCCAGGAAAAAAGAAACAACAUAUCUGCCACAUCGAAGGAUGUGGAAAAGUUUAUGGCAAGACAUCUCAUCUUAGAGCACAUCUGCGCUGGCAUACUGGUGAAAGGCCAUUUGUAUGCAACUGGAUUUUUUGUGGCAAGCGAUUUACAAGGAGUGAUGAGUUACAAAGACAUAGAAGAACCCACACAGGUGAAAAGAGAUUUGAGUGCCCAGAAUGUUCUAAAAGGUUUAUGCGAAGUGACCAUCUCUCUAAACACGUCAAAACUCAUCAGAACAAGAAGGGCGGUGGAACGGCCCUUGCUAUUGUUACCUCGGGAGAACUGGACUCUUCAGUUACUGAGGUUCUUGGAUCUCCAAGAAUUGUCACUGUUGCUGCCAUUUCUCAAGAUUCAAACCCAGCAACUCCUAAUGUUUCAACAAACAUGGAAGAAUUCUGAAAGGAUCAAUUAUAUGGACGCCUAGUGCUGCACUUACGUUUACAUACCUUUCAGGAUAUGGAAGUGGGCUGGUAAAGUGGAUUACAGAGCAGGAAAUCAUGUUUUCAGUCAUGACUUCUGUAAGUGUUCCAGGUUGGAGGGUCAGCAUGGGAAGUGUACACUGGUGCAACAAGACAAAAAUUUCAAAAAUACAAACAGCGCAAAUUGAUGUACUGGAUUAACAGAUGGGGGGAUAUUAUUUCCAUACUGUACUUUUUUAGUUAUAUGUCUGUAUAUCAUGUAAUGGUUUUAAGUGAACUUCCCCCUCUAUUUUAGCAUUGUAUGUUAAUGUGUUUAUAAAAUCAGAUAAUAUCAAUGUAAAUCAGGGUGGACCUUGACUAGGAUUAAUAUCAUUUGAUGAAGGUACUUUGUUUUUGGAAGAAAUUUGUAAUAUUUUCAUGAGAACAUCCUUUCCCCAGAAGGCACAGCAAAACCGAAUACAGAUUGAAUGAUAGUGGAAAUAUUUUAGGUUUUGCUCAGUCCAUAGAACACGUCAGUUGAUUUUGGCCGUCUUUUCUCGAGUUUUGGAAUUACUUAAUUAGCAGCUGGAUGAUGCAUGCUGCAAAGUGGUUCUGAGGUUGCCCUCAGAUUAAUUUUGACCACUACAUUAUAGUAGUGUGGAUAAAUGACAAUCAGUGAGUUCUAAUUCCUCUCUCUGUUUGGAGAGCUAAGGUUAUGUAGAAUUAGUCUAUACAGUAGGAAAGAUAAACCCAUAGAAAAAUAUUAAUGUGAGGUUUUACAAAAGUAGUGGUAUCUUUAUGUAAUAUGAAAAAUGAAUCUGGCAACUUUUGUGUCAAUUUUUGGUAUUUCAUUUCAUUAUAUUUUCAACAUCCAUGGAAUUAUAGAAUCAUUUUGGUUGAAAAAGACCCUAAAGUUCAUAGAGUCUAACCACUAACCUAACUCUGGCACUGAACCAUAUCCCUAAGAACCUUGUCUAUACGUCUUUUAAGCACCUCCAGGGAUGGUGACUCCACCACUUCCCUGGGCAGUCUGUUCUAAUGCCAGACAACCCUUUCCAUGAAGGAAUUUUUCCUAAGAUCAAAUGUGAACCUUCCCUGGUGUAACUUGAGGCCAUUUCUUGUCCUAUCACUUUCUACCUGGGAGAAGAGACCAACACCCUCCAUGCUACAACCUCCUUUCAGGUAGUUGUAGACAGUGAUAAGGUCUCCCCUGGGCCUCCUUUUCUCCGGGCUAAACAGCCUCAGUUCCCUCAGCUGCUCCUCAUCAGACUUGUGCUCCAGGCCCCUCACUAGCCUCAUCACCCUCCUCUGAACUCUCUCCAGCACCUCAAUGUCUUUCUUGUAGUGAGCGGCCCAAAAUGAACACAGAAUUCCAGAUAGGGCCUCAACAGCGCCCAGUACAGGGGGACCAUCGCUUGCCUAGGCCUGCUGGUCACACUGUUUGUGACGCAUGCCAAGAUGCUGUUGGCCUUUUUAGCCACUUGGGCACACUGCUGGCUCAUGUCCAUGGUCCAUUUCUAACUCGUAGGUAACAAGAAUCAUAAGAACUCAGUCUUAGUUAUUUAAAUGUUUUAAUUUUGUUAAAAUUCAUGCAAAUUAAUCAGAUAAUUGAGUGUUGUAGCUCAUUCUCCAGUAUCUUCUCUCUGUAAAUACCAGUUAUUAUAUUGUGGUUAAUGUGUUGAGUUCUUUUUGCUUUGAUUUAAUAGCCAAAGAGAAGAAUCAAUUACCGGAUUUUAACCAAAAAAAGGUAUUACAAGUAAACAUUUUCUCUCUUUUCCCCUAAAUAUUACUGUCUUUGUUUUCUCUUCAAGGAUAAUAUGUGGGCUGGUAAUAAAUAUCUCUUAUCUAUCCAAUUCUACAUUGAGCCUCCAAAGACAAAACAAGCUGGGGUAAGAGGAAUAUAGAUAACUUUUUACUACAUGACUUUUGAUUUCAACAGUUUGGUUACAUUUUCAGCUGUGCCAGUUUAGUAGGAAUAUAGAGGAAAUGAAAAACAAUGAUAACAAAAACAAACUGCAUUUUGUUGUGAAAUCUCCAGUAUGUACAAGGAGGAAAGAUGGCCAAAUAUUUCAUACUCAGGAUUUUUAAUUACUUCCCAUAGGCAUAAAUGUAAUCUUUUACACAGAGUCAUUUGGUAAUAAUUCUCAUUACCAGUUUUUUAAAAAAUUUAUACACCAAAAUAUUUUUAUGUAACUAAAGGAAGUACAGUGCAAGAAGGAUAAGUAUGGUUUUCUUCCCUGCAAAUUACAAAAGGAAGAAUGUGUUUGGUAGCUGUUGGUUUGAGACACAUAACAGAUACCUUGUGCAUUCUCUCACAAAGCAUACACUUCUCAUCUGAAUACUUUAUCAAUCUUGUGGUGUUUUCUGUAUUUUUGAAGCAAAAGAAAUACCAAUCAUUGUUUACACUGUGUACACUUUAGGCCAGCCCUUUGUAGCAAAAUACUAAGCUGAAGGUAUUUUAUACUUUCAGUUUACAUAAAAAGCUUUGAGAUUAAAGAAAAACAAUUUUACACUGUGGUUAUAAAUUUCAAGUUUCUUAAAGCUUUUGUAGACUUGUAACAGAGUCUUUAAAUUUUAGUUGGGUUUUGUACAUUAUUUUGUAUAUUUUAUUUAAAGUACUCUUAACUGAUGUAUCUGGAUUUAAAACAUCAGAAUCAAUUAGAUGUUACAUUUAAUACAGAUGAACAUUAGGUAGUAUUAACUGUUAAUUUUAUUAUAUAGGAACUGAAACGUCAAAUAUAUAUUUUAUCAUUAUGCUUCACAAUCAGUGCUAUAAAUUUCUUUAUGCAAAGAAGAAACUUUCCUAAUGUUAAUACCAUGUUUCCUAGAAGCUAACAAUUUUUGUAAACUGAAGUUACGAGCAUUCUGCACAGCCAUUUCAUGUAUAAUUUCUUCAUGCAUACUUUCGUAUGCAGAUAGGAACCGAAGUAAUUUUUAAUCUGCAAUGAAUCCCUAUUAUAGAUGUAUCAAAAUCUAAAUCUGGUUGGCUUCAUAGCGUCUCAAGUACAUUAACUUGUGUUAGCAGGUGCGCAUUUUACCGCUGGAAUUAGAAACAUUUUGCCAGUCUGUUCUGCAUACCAUUCGGAAUCCACUUUUCUGUCUUAAAAGGAUCGUAAAUUCCAAUGUCCUUUAUUUGACUCAGUGGGAUAUAGCUGUUGUAAGUAAUAGGGCACAGAUGUGCAGUAGUAUCUUGUUUAAUGGCAUUUCACUGUUCAUUCCCUUUGCCACCAUUAAAAAUUUUGCUUUCUUGUAAUUAUCAGUGCAAAGUGUAUUUACCAUGGUAGAACUCCAGUGUUAGAAUAGUUUUUUUCUUACAAUAUACUUUCUUUGGUUAGGUUUGUGUAUGUGUUGCCGAUUACGUUAGAAAUUGGUGUUAAGUCAUUAUUUAUCACAUUCUUUCACGAGAGCAGUAAUAAAAGUGUGUAAUCUAGGAGAAAAAGUUAAUUUGUCCAAGUUAGGUAAGCAUGAUGUUUAGGUCCUAUUUUUCAAUUUUAUAACUGUUUUAUUGCAACAAUAUUUGUAUUUAAGUCUUCAUUUUAAUGCCUUGUGGUGUUUUUUUAUGCAUGUCACUGAAUUGUCAUCCCGCAAGAAUUGAUGUGCAGCAUAGGGUAUUAAAUCUACAUAAUGAUUUUGAAACAGAAAAAUAGUUGAUGGUAAAAAUGUAAAUGUUUUGCAAAAAUUCCUUAUAAAAAAGUUUUGUAGUAAUAUUUCACUUGUAAAUUUUUCUAAAAAAAUGGAAAAGGAAAAAAAUGAGAGUAAUGUUUCCCCACAUCUAGAACUUAGAAAUUAAUUCUGCCAGCAGAGCCUGUAAGGCAUUAAUUUGACACUUUUACAAUGCUGAUUUGUAUAAUUUUUGGUGGGUUUGGAACUAAAAUCAUGUACAAGUUGUUGCCUGCAAUAACAUUUUGCAAGUAACCUAUUAAAAUUCCCUUGAGUUUAAAA